Monoraphidium neglectum is the source of this 444-nucleotide messenger RNA. RefSeq lists its product as hypothetical. NCBI's taxonomy places the organism in Eukaryota, Viridiplantae, Chlorophyta, Chlorophyceae, Sphaeropleales, Selenastraceae. The record is from RefSeq and is a predicted model, not a curated record. The transcript is spliced from 4 exons. Bases 1 to 444 code for a protein of 147 amino acids. Gene Ontology annotation, cellular component: membrane. Gene Ontology annotation, molecular function: starch binding.
AUGGCAUCGGCCGCGCUGUGGGGCCGGGUCACCAAGCACAGCUGUGCACGUUUUGUGGCUGGUGUGGUGUCAGUUGCACAGCAGCUUCCGCCGCUGGAGGAUGCUGCUGUCGAGGAGGAGCGCACCGAAACCACCAGCAGCAGCGAGCACGAGACGGCGCUAGUGGCGGUCGAGGAGGUGACGGCGCUUGCGGCGCCUUCCGACCGCGUCAAUGUCUCCUUCGUCGUACCCCAAUACGUCACCAGCUAUGGGCAGGUCCUCAAGGUGGUGGGCGCCGUUGAUGAGCUGGGCAACUGGGCUCCUGAGCAGGCGCCCACUAUGACCUGGAGCGAGGGCCACCAGUGGACACUGGACGUACCCCUGCCGGUGGGCGAUGUCACUUUCAAGGUAGUGAUGCAGGACACAGCGGCCGGCUACACGCGCUGGGAGGUGAGGCAUGGUUGA